AUGGUCGUGCAGGUAACAGUAGCGGAUUGUGUUCAAUCCCCACAUGAAGUUCUAGUAGGUGAUAUAGAAGAUGAAGGCAUUUUAGGCGUAGAUUUUCUUUCCGCUCACAACUGCGUCACUUCUACCGGCGAUUCGACUCUCUGUUCUGGUUAUCGUAAAAUCAACCUCGAAACGUCUAGGUUUAUUAACUCUUCUGAACAGAAAGAAACCCUCUCGUCUUUGCGCGUUUUAGAACAUGUUUCAGACUCUUUAGUCGUUCCUUCUUAUCUCACGGAACUCUUUACUAGGUCUUCUAGAGAUUUAGAUAUCGCUCAGACUAACAGUCUCGUUUGCCUUUUUAACGAUUUUAAAGAGACUUUUGCUAAAGACUCUGCCGACAUCGGGAGAUGUACCAUAGCUAAGCAUUCGAUAGAUGUAGGGAAUAACGCUCCGAUUAAACAGGCAGCUAGACGGCUUCCUUUAAACGGUCGCAGGGAAGUUGAAAAAUUAGUAGAGGAUAUGAGAACAGCAGAUGUUAUUGAGCCGUCUUCUAGUCCGUGGGCUUCUCCCAUUGUCUUAGUCAAUAAAAAAGAUGGUUCCAAGAGGUUUUGUAUUGAUUAUAGGAAGUUGAACGAGAUCACCAAGAAAGAUGCACAUCCGCUUCCUCAAAUAGGAGAUACCCUUGGUUCUCUACGAUUGAUUUACAGAGUGGUUAUUGGGUUAGGUGGAGUUUGGCAAUUUAAAGUUAUGCCUUUUGGCCUUUGUAAUGCACCAGCUACCUUCGAAAGAGCGAUGGAAUUCACCCUUCAAGGUCUGACUGGCAAGAUUUGUUUAGUUUAUCUCGAUGACAUCAUUGUGUUUGCGGAAGGUGUUAAGACAGAUCCUUCUAAAAUAGAAAAGGUUUUGAAUUGGCCUCGUCCCGAUUCAAAAGCAAAGGUUCAAAGUUUCUUAGGACUUUGUACUUAUUACAGACGUUUCGUUAAGGGCUUUGCUUCUAUAGCGAGACCUCUCCAUGCUCUUACAGGAAUUAAAGUUGUUUUCGAUUGGACUCCCGAAUGCGAAGGAGCCUUUGUUCUCCUUAAAAAAUUAUUAACUUCGUCACCGAUAUUAGCUUAUCCCAUCACCGAUUCUCAAUUCAUCGUAGAUUCUGACGCUUCUCUCUGUGACAAUGCUUCCUUAACUUGGCUUCUUUCGUUCAAAUCACCUGAAGGCCAAGUAGCUCGAUGGUUGGAGAGGUUAGGUCAAUAUGACUUCGAAAUUAAACACCGUCCCGGAGUUCUGCAUGGCAAUGCUGAUGCACUUUCUCGUCGUCCGUGCGGGGACGAUUGCAAACAGUGCUCUCGUUUAAAUAAACAGCUAGAUCCCUCGCUUAACGUUCGUCAAAUUUCUCUCGUUGAAAAUAAAGAAGACUGGAUCAUCGCCCAGGGAAAAGAUUCAGAUCUCCUCCUGGUUCGGAAUUGGAAAUCCACAGGAGUUAGGCCUCAGUGGGAAGAAAUAUCUUCUAUGAGUCAGUCUUUGAAAAUUUACUGGGCGCAGUGGGACUCCUUGUUUCUCCUCGAUCAGUUGCUUUAUAGGAAAUGGGAAUCACCUGACUCCAGGUCGGUACGUUGGCAGCUUCUGGUUCCUAGAGAAAAGAUAACUGAGAUUUUAUCAAGCUUUCAUGAUUCACCUGUUGGUGGCCAUUUCGCUUCUAAUAAGACUUCAGCUAUGAUGUUGACGGGUCGGGAUCUUCGACUACCGUCAGAUUUAGAAAAGAGCGUCAAUCCUUCCGUGACUUCGUCCCAGGUGUAUUUUAAUUCCGUUUUCCGUCAAAAGUUGGACGAGGUUCAUGAAUUUGCUAGGGAAAGAAUUCGUAUGGUCUCCGAUAAGACUAAGGAUCGUUAUGAUAUUAGAGCUAGAAAUUUACAAUUUGAGAAGGGAGAUUCCGUUUGGUUAUUUCAACCUCGGCGGCAACAAGGGCGUUGUCCCAAACUCCAAAGUAAUUGGGAAGGUCCUUAUUUUAUUGUUGACCGGAUUAACGACGUUGUUUUUAGAAUUAGACGUUCCCCUCGUUCGAAAUCUAAAGUCGUUCAUCUGGAUCGUUUAGCUCCUUAUCAGUCAAGAGCAUCGUUUCAGUAG
Molecule: messenger RNA, 2097 nt
Organism: Neodiprion fabricii
Lineage: Eukaryota; Metazoa; Arthropoda; Insecta; Hymenoptera; Diprionidae
Exons: 5
Coding region: 1-2097 (698 amino acids)
Source: RefSeq, a predicted model, not a curated record